UGAAAACGCUACUUGGCAGCUGCAGAUGGAACAGUAUUUUUCUGCUCUGGAUGCGCACGACGAUUUCCUCAUUUUCAAAGGAGAAGAAUACAGGGGAAAAUGGAGAAAUUGCUGCAGCAGCAAUGGUGGAGGGCUGUGAAAUCACGCUUAUCUUACAAGAACGCUACGAUAGUUGUUUGCUUGUGCAAUGUAAUCACUGCUCUUCUAUUGCUCCAAGGUUUCUUCGGUUCUUCCUCUUCCAAAUUCGCUUCGCCUCAUAAAGCUCUAAACAGGUACAUAAAGGAAUCAGAAGACAUAAGACGCACCAUGAUUCCUCUGGAUCUGAUCAAAAGAGUUAGAGAAAUUAGACAGGAAGUAUACGUGGAAACAGAACAAAUCCAACAGAAAGAUGUAAAGCAGACAGCUGCAGUGGACUUGAUAUCUAGGCUGAAUAAUUUUCGUUCGAAUUCAGAUGCUGGCAGCAUGAAAGCCCUUGAGGAAUGGCGUAAACGGAAGAUGGAGAGAGCCAGGCAACGUUCCUUAGUGAAGAACGGAACAUCCAGCUCCCAAUCAUGAACGACUCUCUACAAAUCUCUGAUCGUCGAACAUCAUGACCAGAUAUUGUAUGUAUGUUUCAUGAAUAUUUGAUGAGUUAAAGAUCAUGUAAAUUAAGCAACUUUUAUCUGUGAUCAUCAUGUGCGAGCGAGCAUUCUUUACACCUCCAUAUUCGAGUGAUGGUAUGCUUUAUAA
This is a messenger RNA of Sesamum indicum (sesame), 729 nucleotides long. RefSeq lists its product as uncharacterized. The record is from RefSeq and is a predicted model, not a curated record. Lineage: Eukaryota; Viridiplantae; Streptophyta; Magnoliopsida; Lamiales; Pedaliaceae.